This is a messenger RNA of Cataglyphis hispanica, 1059 nucleotides long. RefSeq names its product ubiquitin-like protein 7. Gene Ontology annotation, molecular function: polyubiquitin modification-dependent protein binding. The coding region runs from base 1 to 1059 and encodes 352 amino acids. The transcript has 4 exons. The record is from RefSeq and is a predicted model, not a curated record. Gene Ontology annotation, biological process: ubiquitin-dependent protein catabolic process. Gene Ontology annotation, cellular component: cytosol. NCBI's taxonomy places the organism in Eukaryota, Metazoa, Arthropoda, Insecta, Hymenoptera, Formicidae.
AUGAUUAUGCCGAUCACACUAAGUGGCAUAAAUCUGAAAACGAAAGUGGAGGAACUGAAGCGAGAAGCCGCGGGAAGAUGGAAUUUGUCUAAGAAUUCAUUAGAAUUUAUUUAUUGUGGACUUAUACUUGAAGAUGAUGCAACAGUAGAAUCUAUAGGAUUGAAAAAUGGAUCGAUGGUGCAUGCACUGAAGAAGAAGGAACCAGAAUCAGCAGCGCCAAUUAGAUAUAUAUCAGAAGACUCUAUCUUACAAUUAGCAUCAGCAUUUAAGUCUUUCAAUGAGAUGCCUACAUUUAGAAGCGCUCUGCAUCGUUUAAGUAAAAGACCGGAGGUGAUAGACAAUAUUAUAUCUUCCUCUCCUGGAUUGCAUGAAGAUUCUGUCGCUAUAGCUAUGCUACAGGAUCCAGAUUUAAUGGCACAUUUCACAGAUGUUGAUACUGUCAAAAGAAUCGCACAGUUGCAUCCGGUAUUGAUCGAGGCGGCGCAGAAUAUCGCAGCUGCUGUGCACGAGGAAGCACAAAACACAGCCUCCAGCGGCUCCUCCAGCAGUUCGGUAUCCAGUUUGCAACCUACGACCGCUCGUUCUUACAGCGUGGAUAACAUGAGCCUCGAAGAGGAAAUGGCACGUGACAUCGCACACUUUUUCGCUACGCAUCCUGUAAACGACAACAACUUGCGCUUCCCCAAUAUAUCAGCGGCCGCCAAUUCGCAGACAUCACAACGGCCAGACAAUCCGCUAUCCUCCACAUCCGGUAUCGUCAAUCAAUCCCUGACUGGCAAUCAGAGUACUGGCGUGAUUACAUCUCAAAUGUUUAUGGAAGCGAUGAGACAAGCCGCGAUCGCGACCAAUCCAAAUUCGCAGCAGACAACCGCAUCUCCGGUGGCUCCUUUGCCACCGAUGUCAUUUUCACCGCCGGUCACCGACUUGCAGCGGCAGUUGGCGCAAAUGCACGAGAUGGGUCUCCAAGAUGAUACGGUAAACAUUCAGGCAUUACAGUUUACCAACGGUGAUGUGCAAGCGGCGAUUGAACUCGUAUUUAGCGGUUUCAAUGAUAAUUAA